CUCCUGGAGAGUCUUGCCUUAUAUACCUAUCUUUUGUUUGCCAACAACGAGACUGAGUGAACGAUUAAUCGAUUGCGUUUGUUUAUCACAAGCAACGCCGAGAGAGGCGCAUGAUCGCCGAGGUCAAAAACAUGGCUAAUUGCAAAGUCACGUUUCAUUAAAUUCUGUAAAGAAAACCACGACCCAGUCGAGCUACCUACCUACCUACCUAUCUUUCCAAGCAUUUACCAAAAUAGUAGGUGUUCAAUCUUUUACAAGACAUAUAAUAGGGGUGCAUCUAUGAAUGGCUGGCUGGCUGUCUAUGCCUUAGGUAGUGCGGGGAAGAGCUACGUUAAAAGAGGCUGAGCAACCAUGGCACAAGACAAAAGUCGAAAAUCGAGAGGACGGGAAUACUUCGAAUACGGAAGUUGAGCCGCGAAUGCGCAUACAGCAGCAAUCAACCGUGAAAUACAUAUGUAGUCCAGAUAGCCUCGGAUUUGCCAAGAAGCGAGAGCGGACUUCUCUUUGAUCCCGGUGGGUGGCUCUGAAAGGGCUAUCAGAGUCCCCUUCAUUUUUACCGCAACACCACAUGCUUUACUUGCAUCAUAUCAUGACAACUUGACGUAUAGAGUCACCAUGAAUAAUAAGGUACCAGUACUAAGUCAGUAGAUUCCCUAACUAGACUAGGUACCUGGGGUACUUAUACAAGUCUCAGUUGUCAGUUGUCGUUGCAAAGAAUGACGUCUUCCCUCUCGGUCUCUCACUCACUCAUAUGAUAUUACCCCUUGCAGUAGGUGCUUAUUCACUUGGCAUGGAUCUAUCUCAUGGCAACAUCACCCCAACAUCUCAAACCCUUAUGUCCUCAAAAUGUUCACGACGUCGACCACCUAAGACUCACCCCCAAAGUAUCGUCCCCGCAUUGCUAAACCUCAAUCUCCACCUUCGCUUGGAUACCGCGACUCCAACUUCACCAUUUCGCUUCCACGUGUCGUUAACCCAUCACAAGCCUCGGCUCAUCAAAUCACGGCAGGCAUCCUAUUCUAUUCUUUAUAUGGAGUAUAUCCCCAGAUCAUCUUACCCUUGUCGGACCGAUUUUCCAUGAACAAUGCCGGGUACACAUACAUAACGAUGCCCAACACCACAAGCAGCGAACCCUCCAUCUAACAUGUAACUAGUAUAUUUGCCUAUAAUUAUUAGUCUACCCUCUACCCUCUACUCGGGUACACUCAUCUCCUACGACCUUUGCCCUUCGUAUCCCCCCCCCCCCCAGGCAUCCAGGUCGUGCAUGUAUAGCAUCAUCAUCUACCUCCCCAGACAUCACCAUCACCUGUUGGCUGCGCCAAUUCUCAUCUGACACCAAAUCAGCUGAAGCUCAACCCUGUCAAGUCUUGCUGGCCCUGCUCCUCAUGCCGUUGGCUUUCAUCGUCCCGGAAACAAGCCAAAAUCAAUGCGAAUCUUCAUCCAUGCAUGCAUGCAUACGCACGCCAUACAAAUCAUGUCAUGUCACGUCGCAUAUGUCGUCUUCAACCAUUUUCCGGCCCUGCUCAAGGCCACCACUUCAUCUUCUUGUAGCUCUCGAUCACCUCCUCGAUCAACUCCUUCGUGAGGGCAGGUUUCUUGUACUCAAAACCCAAUAGUGUCUUGAGCCGUGUUCCGUCCAUACUGAGGUCCGUAUCCUUGAGCAAUUCCUUCUCCAUGAAGGGAGUCAACGGGCCCGGUCGCGUAAUGCCCGCAUCUGCGAGGAGGUCGGCCCAUGGUCCCAGAAGCUCGUCAUUCACAUCGUCCACAACACUAUCGAGGUUGAGUCGAGCGAAUGUGCUGAUAAGCUGGCCCUGGAAACCAGUCUCAAUCUUGAAAAUAUCACCAAUAAUUGUCGCUAUGGUGCCUUGACUCGUCGCACCCUCAUCCACGAUGUUGAAGAUAGGGAUCUUGCCCAUACUGGCCUCGUCCCACUUCGCCUUGCCUGCAUCAAACCAUGCUGCGAUUUCCCACAAAGCCCGCGUUACAUCGUCAAUGUGUGCUGUGUUAGUUCGGAGGUCCUUGGUCCAGAGCCACUUCAUUUCGUCUUCAAGGUGUUGAUAAGUGCGAGCCAUGCACAAUGCUGUCGCGACCCACUGAGAGGCAUAGGGUCCAUAGACGUGCGGUAAACGCACGAUGAUAAGGUUGAGGCUGUACUGUGCAUUAGUGAACUGAAUGUCCAAAAGUCAUGGUCCCACUAUACCCUUCAAUUUUGGAGAGCUCCUCCUCAGCCUGCAACUUGAACACAGCAAUCCGGUUCCAAGGUUUGAGUUUAUCUCCCUCUUUGCUUGGUGAUGAGUCGGACUUGUACACCAUGCCUGUGCUCAGCUCAACAAAGGCCUUGACUCCUCUUUUGGCCGCCUCUUUGCCCACUGCAAUAGAGAGGUUCAAUGAUCGAAGCUUGUAGACCUCAUCCUCUUGUGAGUACCUCGUCUCACCUCCACAGUUAAAAACAUAGUCCCAUUGUUUUCCAUCUGGUCGGUCAAAAAUGCGUGCCAAUCCUUCUGGAAAGAGGGGAAACAUAUAGUUAGCCAACUAGUCAUACAUGAGGCAGCCACCUGCACCAGCAAGCGGGGCUGCCAGCAACAGAGUAAGCAGUGUAGAAACUCACCAGGUCUGCUGGCAUCAGCCUGCAUGAAUUUGUCUUGUGAGCACGCUUCGGAGAACUCAGGAGCUAGCCAUGCGAGCUGAGGGAGGAC
This is a messenger RNA of Fusarium verticillioides 7600, 2696 nucleotides long. RefSeq lists its product as hypothetical. The coding region runs from base 752 to 1081 and encodes 109 amino acids. The transcript is spliced from 2 exons. NCBI's taxonomy places the organism in Eukaryota, Fungi, Ascomycota, Sordariomycetes, Hypocreales, Nectriaceae. The record is from RefSeq and is a predicted model, not a curated record.